Vicia faba (fava bean) is the source of this 1338-nucleotide messenger RNA. NCBI's taxonomy places the organism in Eukaryota, Viridiplantae, Streptophyta, Magnoliopsida, Fabales, Fabaceae. The record is from the annotation of a GenBank genome assembly.
AUGGUGAUAUUGAACCUUGGAAAGAAGCAGAUUAACAAGUUGGAAAAUGAAGGAGUGAGACUAGGGAAAUAUGAAUUGGGUAGGACUCUUGGUGAGGGCAAUUUCGGUAAAGUAAAGUUUGCUAGGAACACUGAUUCUCAACAACCUUAUGCUAUUAAGAUUGUUGACAAGAACAAGAUCAUUGAUCUCAAUAUUACCAACCAGAUAAAGAGGGAAAUAAGUGCCUUAAAGCUUCUAAGGCAUCCCAAUGUUGUUAAAUUAUAUGAGGUAUUGGCUAGUAAAACAAAAAUUUGCAUGGUACUUGAGUAUGUGACAGGACAAGAGUUAUUUCACAAAAUUGCUUCCAAGGGUAAACUUAAUGAAACUGAAGGUAGAAAGUUGUUCCAGCAGUUGAUUGAUGGUGUCAGCUACUGCCACAGCAAAGGUGUCUUCCAUAGAGAUAUCAAGCUUGAGAAUGUACUUGUGGAUGCCAAAGGAAAUUUGAAGAUAACUGAUUUUGGCCUUAGUGCUUUACACCAACAAUUUAGGGAAGAUGGGUUGUUGCAUACAACAUGUGGAAGUCCAAAUUAUGUUGCACCGGAGAUUCUUGCUAAUAGGGGCUAUAAUGGUGCAUCAUCAGAUGUAUGGUCAUGUGGUGUUAUCUUGUAUGUAGUUCUAACAGGAUAUCUACCUUUUGAUGAUAGAAAUCUUGCAGUUCUCUAUCAGAAGGUUUCGAAAGGAGAUUGUCAGAUAGCGAAAUGGUUAUCAUCUGGUGCACAAAACAUUAUAAAGAGGAUUCUUGAUCCAAACCCUGAAACCAGAAUAACAAUGGCGGGGAUCAAAGAAGACUUGUGGUUCAAGGAAGGAUAUAAUCAAGCAGAUCCUGAGGACGAGGACGAAGAUGUAUAUGUUGACAAUCAAGCUUUUUCCGUCAACGAAUUGACAAAUGAAGAAGAAAAAAAGAGUUCGGAAUCUCCAAUCUGUAUCAAUGCAUUUCAGUUGAUAGGGAUGUCUUCAAGCCUAGACCUGUCUGGAUUAUUUGAGAACGAGGAAGUAUCCGAGAGGAAGAUAAGGUUUACAACUAACCUGUCAGCCAAAGAUCUGACGAAGAAGAUUGAAGAUUCCAUGACAGAAACGGAAUAUAGAGUUCAAAAGAAAAACGGCAAAAUAAAAGUGAUACGAGAAAAUAAGGAGCAUAAAACCCCUGGCAGCCUCUCGGUGACAAUAGAGCAGGUUUUUGAAAUAAGUUCAUCGUUGUAUGUAGUAGAGAUAAGAAAGUGUUAUGGAGAUGCUUCUGUAUAUAGACAGUUAUGCAAGAAACUAUUAAAUGAUCUUGGGGUUUCCCAAGGAAAGCACUAG